GGGCUAUAACAUUUCACCAAACACAAAAAGAUACAAGUUUAAGGCCAUGAAGAAGCUAACUUCUCUCUUCCCUCUCCUCUUUCUCGUUCCCCUCUUAGCCUCAUGUGCGGAAGAAAAACAGGUGUAUAUUGUCUAUUUUGGAGAACACAAAGGUGAUAAAGCCUUACAUGAAAUAGAAGAACAUCAUCAUUCUUAUCUUCAAUCGGUUAAAGAAUCCGAAGAAGACGCUAGAGCAUCGCUAUUGUAUAGCUACAAACAUAGCAUCAAUGGCUUUGCGGCUGAGUUAACCCCCGACCAAGCCUCUAAACUAGAAAAAUUGGCAGAGGUUGUUUCGAUAUUCAAGAGCCAUCCAAGAAAAUAUGAAGCGCAUACAACACGGUCGUGGGAAUUUGUAGGAUUGGAGGAGGAAGAAACCGACAGUGAUGUUCCACGUCGAAAAAAUGAUGCGGAUGAUCGGUUUCGUGUGGGAAGAAAUUUUUUGAAGAAGGCAAAGCAUGGUGAUGGAAUCAUCGUCGGUGUUCUUGACAGUGGUGUGUGGCCAGAAUCAAAGAGUUUCAAUGACAAAGGAAUGGGACCAGUUCCAAAAUCAUGGAAAGGAAUCUGCCAAACCGGAGUUGCCUUUAACUCUUCUCACUGUAACCGGAAAAUUAUUGGAGCGAGGUAUUACGUGAAAGGAUACGAAAGAUAUUACGGAGCGUUCAACGUUACAGCAAACAAAGACUUCUUGUCUCCACGAGAUCCCGACGGACAUGGGUCCCACACAGCCUCUACUGCUGUUGGCCGUCGAGUCUACGGUGCAUCCGCACUUGGAGGGCCAAAGCCGGGAACUUUGUCGAAUAUGGCACCGUGGAUUAUAACCGUCGGAGCUAGUACUCUUGAUCGGGUUUUCAUUGGCGGUCUUGUUCUUGGCAAUGGCUAUACAAUCAAGACGGAUUCGAUAACGGCAUUUAAAAUGGACAAAUUUGCCCCUCUUGUUUACGCUGCUAACGUGGUUGUUCCCGGCAUUGCAUUGAACGAUUCAUCACAAUGUUUACCAAAUUCACUAAAACCGGAGCUUGUGACUGGUAAAGUGGUCUUGUGUUUAAGAGGAGCCGGUACAAGAAUCGGUAAAGGUAUAGAGGUAAAACGAGCUGGAGGAGCUGGUAUGAUUCUCGGCAAUGUCGCGGCUAACGGCAAUGAAAUUCCGACGGACUCUCACUUUGUUCCGACUGCCGGGGUUACCCCAACAGUGGUCGAUAAAAUUCUAGAUUACAUUAAAACCGAUAAAAAUCCGAUGGCAUUUAUCAAACCAGGAAAAACGGUUUACAAAUACCAAGCAGCUCCUUCCAUGACCGGGUUUUCUAGCCGCGGACCAAACGUUGUAGAUCCCAACAUUCUAAAGCCGGACAUUACCGCACCCGGACUGAACAUACUGGCUGCAUGGAGCGGUGCAGAUUCACCGAGCAAAAUGUCGGUAGAUCAAAGAGUUGCAGAUUAUAACAUCUACUCAGGAACUUCAAUGUCUUGUCCUCAUGUCGCUGGUGCAAUUGCUCUUCUCAAAGCCAUUCAUCCCAAAUGGAGUAGUGCUGCUAUAAGAUCUGCUCUUAUGACCACUGCUUGGAUGACUAACGACAAGAAGAAACCGAUCCAAGACGCUACUGGUUUACCCGCAAACCCAUUUGCAUUUGGGUCAGGACAUUUCAGACCAACUAAAGCUGCAGAUCCCGGUUUAGUCUACGAUGCAUCAUACCGAGCUUACCUUCUCUAUGGCUGCUCGGUUAAUAUCACCAAUAUUGACCCGACAUUCAAAUGUCCUAGUCAAAUUCCGCCCGGUUAUAAUCACAAUUACCCGUCAAUCGCGGUCCCGAAUCUCAACAAGACAGUGACCGUUAAAAGAACGGUUACAAAUGUUGGAAAUGGUAACUCAACAAGUACAUACUUAUUCAGUGCUAAACCGCCAUUGGGUGUUUCGGUUAAGGCUAUACCGAAUGUGUUGUUCUUUAACCGGAUUGGUCAGAAGCAGCGGUUUAAAAUCGUUAUUAAACCACUGAAGAACCAGGUGAUGAAUGCGACUGAAAAGGGUCAAUACCAAUUUGGAUGGUUUAGUUGGACAGAUAAAGUCCAUGUUGUGAGGAGUCCAAUUGCUGUUUCCUUAGCUUGAUUGUUGUUUGCUUUUGGGGUGGUUUUAUUAGUCGGUUUGGAUAUUAUAGAGGUCAAAGUGAAAGAAAUAGAAAUUCUUUUUCUGAUCACUCUAUAGACUUCUUAUGUAAUCGUUGUUACUUGUGAAGAUGGUAGAAGAAAUCACGUAUCAACAA
Messenger RNA from Arabidopsis arenosa, 2294 nucleotides. The record is from the annotation of a GenBank genome assembly. Lineage: Eukaryota; Viridiplantae; Streptophyta; Magnoliopsida; Brassicales; Brassicaceae.